Molecule: messenger RNA, 2296 nt
Organism: Daucus carota subsp. sativus
Lineage: Eukaryota; Viridiplantae; Streptophyta; Magnoliopsida; Apiales; Apiaceae
Exons: 23
Coding region: 103-1935 (610 amino acids)
Biological process (GO): CTP biosynthetic process; pyrimidine nucleobase biosynthetic process
Molecular function (GO): CTP synthase activity; identical protein binding
Source: RefSeq, a predicted model, not a curated record
CAAGAACACCCCUCUCCUUGAAAACGAGCAUCCUCUCUUUAAAAAUAUAAACAAACACAGCCAGCCAGCCAGCCCGCCGUCAAGCCCAUCAGGCUUAUUAUUAUGCUGAUUUCCCGCUUAGACAUAAAAUCAAACAUUUGGCGUGCAUUUAGCCUUACCCACAAAUCACUUUUCUCUAAAACAACAGCAGCAGUUUCAUUCACAACUGUCUCUGCUUCACAAAACCAACAAGAAAACAACAAGAGGAUGAAGUACGUGCUAGUAACGGGUGGAGUAGUGAGUGGACUCGGCAAGGGCGUUACUGCUAGUAGUGUUGGUGUUGUUCUUAAAGCUUGCGGCCUUCGUGUUACUUCUAUUAAAAUUGAUCCAUACUUGAACACAGAUGCUGGUACAAUGUCUCCCUUUGAGCACGGGGAAGUUUUUGUGCUUGAUGAUGGUGGAGAGGUUGAUCUGGAUUUGGGUAAUUAUGAACGCUUUUUGGAUGUAAGACUUACUAGAGACAAUAACAUUACUACUGGAAAGAUUUAUCAGUCUGUUCUUGACAAGGAGCGUAGAGGCGAUUAUCUUGGAAAAACUGUCCAGGUAGUCCCACAUAUUACAGAUGCAAUAAAGAAUUGGAUAGAGUCAGUGUCUGUUAUACCUGUAGAUGGAAAAGAGGGUCCAGCUGAUGUAUGUGUGAUAGAAUUGGGUGGUACUGUAGGUGACAUUGAAUCGAUGCCCUUCAUAGAAGCUCUGCGACAAUUGUAUUUCUCACUUGGAGAAGAUAAUUUCUGCCUGAUUCAUGUGAGCCUAAUACCUGUAUUGGGUGUUGUGGGAGAGCAAAAAACUAAACCUACACAACACAGUGUGCGGGAACUAAGAGCACUAGGCUUGACUCCCCAUUUCCUAGCAUGUCGUUCUGCAGAGCCAUUACUGGAAGCUACAAAGCAAAAGCUUUCACAAUUUUGCCAUGUUCCUGUGGGCAAUAUCCUUAAUAUCCAUGAUGUUCCAAACAUUUGGCACAUUCCUCUCUUACUUCAGAACCAAAAUGCUCAUAAUGCCAUUUUAGCGCAAUUAGACUUGCACAGUGUAGCUACUCUACCUAAUUUACAAGAGUGGACUAAUAGGGCUCAGAAAGUUGACGGCCUCAAAGAUUCUGUGAGGAUAGCUAUGGUUGGGAAAUAUGUUGGCCUCACAGAUUCAUAUCUGUCUGUCGUAAAGGCACUUCUUCAUGCAUGCACUGCUUGUUCAUUGAAGCCGGCAGUUGACUGGAUUGCAGCUUCUGACCUCGAAGAUGAGAGUGCGAAAUUGACACCAGAACUUCAUGCUGCAGCAUGGAAGACUCUAAAGAGUGCAGCAUGUGUUUUGGUCCCUGGUGGAUUUGGAGAUCGUGGGGUGAAAGGAAUGAUAUUGGCUGCUAAUUAUGCCAGAGAAAAUAAAGUUCCAUAUCUUGGGAUCUGCUUAGGAAUGCAGGUUUCAGUAAUUGAGUUUGCUCAAUCAGUGUUGGGUCUGGAAAAGGCAAACAGUUCAGAAUUUGAUGCUCAGACACCCGAUCCUGUUGUAAUUUUUAUGCCAGAGGGCUCAAGAACACACAUGGGAAGUACAAUGAGACUUGGUGCUCGAAGAACGUUAUUUCAGACCUCUGAUUGCAUCACUUCAAAGCUGUAUCAUAAUCAUAAGUAUGUGGAUGAGCGGCAUCGGCAUAGAUAUGAGGUGAAUCCUGAGAUGGUUGACAUGUUAGAAGAAGCUGGCUUAAAAUUUGUGGGGAAGGAUGAAAGUGGUCAGCGAAUGGAGAUUGUAGAACUUCCUAAUCAUCCAUUCUAUGUGGGGGUGCAAUUCCAUCCAGAGUUCAAGUCACGCCCUGGGAGGCCUUCAGCUCCAUUUUUAGGUCUUGUAUUAGCUGCAACAGGCCAGUUAGGUGAUUAUCUUAGUCAACAACAGAAUGGAAGUUUAUAACCAACUGCCGAAGUUCAUUGCUCAAUAUACUUUAAAGGUACUAAGAGUGGUAGACGGAAAUGAUCCACAAUGAUUUUGGAAAAAUUUCUUUAUAGAAUGCAUACUAUGGAGAAUUUGAUUACUGAAAGCUUUACAGAGAUCCUGCAAAGUUCGGUCAGAUUUCAAUACUAGCACAUCUGCAACUAAUCGAAUCUCGCUUAUCUGAUUUGGACCCGACUUUUCCUUUUUGAUAAAUCCAUUUCACAUUGUGUUAUUCAUAAGUUGGAUGACUGGCAAUCAAGUAGGAGUAAUGUAGAUUACUGAAUGAGCUGUAUAUGGGCAAUGAUUGGUUAAUUAGUUCAGAUAUUCUAACUUUAAUGCA